GAGAGUCCCUUCUGUCUCUGGUAGGGAGAGAUAGAGAGAAAACAAGGGAGAGAGAGAAGAGAGAGAGCUGAGAGCAAGAGAGUCCCUUCUGUCUCUGGUAGGGAGAGAUAGAGAGAAAACAAGGGAGAGAGAGAAGAGAGAGAGCGUUGAGAUCUUUCUCUCAGUCUCUGCUGAAGCACAGGAGUCUAUGCCCAAGCUGGAUCCUGCAUAACUCCUUGUCCUCCUCUUCCUCUUGUUGUCUGCGCUGUCUUUAAAACGGAGGGAACCCUCGGACUCAGAGCUCAUCCGUUGCCGUGGCAAUGGGCUGUCGGCUCUCAGGGCCGUGGUUCGGCGAUGGAAUGGGGGUCAGUGGGCGGGAUCUGAGUCACCUGACUAAACGGGAUCUUUCUCACCUGAGCAAACGGGAUGCUCUUAGAAUCCUGGCUGCCUAUGAGCACCCAAUCACGCUGCAGAUCAAGGGCCGGCGUGGGAGGGGUUAUGGCUUACAGGACUGCAGCACGCAGACGGAAAGACACUGGGAGCCCCUCCCCCUGGCCCCCCACCUGGCCCUGCACAGUCUGGGGGUCACAGCAGCCGAGACCAUGUCCAGGGUCAACCCGGACGGACACUACUGCAGCCACAUGAGUCUUCCUCGUGAUCACCGUGACAAUGGGAGAUAUGAGUACCUGCCCAACGCUCCACAAGACAUAGAGGACAUGGAUCCACUGGGCUACCAGGACCCAGAGCUGGACCAUCGUGUUCCAAGGGAUCAGAGCUGUUUGACUGGCUGCUGCAACACCAACCUUGAGGAGCCCAGCAGUUUCCACAGCCAGACUGAGGAUGAGGACUAUAUGUUGGAGAAACCUCUGGGCUACCUACCUCUCCACCAUGAGCUGGACAGCGGCCUGGGCUGGACCGACGGUAGCCUGCACCAGGGAGACCUCUCUGGCCUGGAGACUGAGGAGGGGGGUCUGGAGGAGUGUCACCCCAGGGGAGGAGGCUCCGGUGGGGGCCUGCUGGUCAGUGGAGGAGGGGGUGGAGGUGGUGGGUCUCCGUCCUCUGAAUCCUUCAUCUCGUCUGAGCUGAGUGACUCUGGCUUCCAUAGCGUGAGCACCGGAGAGUUCCGCCGUUUCCAGAAGCUGUUAGAGAAACGCAUGCGCCUGUACAAUGCUCGUCUGCACCACCAAGGGGAGGUGUGUGCACGGGAGCGCCGCGACAGCUGGCAGAAGAACCACAGAGAGCUGCUGGAGGCCAUCCCUGAGGCACUGACCAUGCAGCCCCAGCACUCCUACCUCACGCCUGGCCUGACUGCUCCAUCCAUGGGCCCUCCACCCCGAGGACUCUUCAGGGUGUCGUCUGUCCAAUUCCGGAAAGCGGAUCGUCCCUGUCUGGGCAAACACAGCUCCAGCAGUGGCUCCCUCUUCAACCCCCAGCACACCCCUGGUCCCCUCUCUGUCCACGCCCCUGUCCUCUCCACCUGCAGUACCCCCUCCGGUCACCACAGGCUUCUGCUGCAGCACCAGGGCUCCAGCUCAGAGGGUCAGCUGAGGAGAAGCAGGACCCUGCACCACCGGGCUCCACCCCAGGAGCGUGUCAGACGGGCCAGUCACCCGUCCUCCCCCUCUUACGCCACCCUGCAGCACUGUGGAGUAGCUUCACUUAGAGGCCUGGAGCUGGGCCUGCCUGAAGAGGGAGAACCAGAACUAGUGCUCAGACACCCAGCAGGACUUGCCCCCUCACCUCUGCACCAUGCAACCUCUCCGGGGGAACACAGAGGGGCCAUGCCUUUACCCAGGGGACAUUACUGGGACAAUAGUGGAGGCCGUGACCAGCUGGUUAAUGACAGGAGGCAGCAGGAGAGGAGCUUCAUGACAGACCUACCAGUGUGGGAGAGGGAGCGAGAGAGAGAAAGAGAGCAAGAAAGAGAACGAGAAAGAGAACAAGAGAAAGAAAGAGAGCGGGAAAGAGAAAAACAAAGAGAGAGAGGAAGAGAGGUGCACCGCUUCCACACCCUCAGCCACCCUCCCCAGACAUCCAUGGACAUCCAUGAGACAUGGCCUAAACCAGCCAACCGUCUGUCCCGCCAGGGCUCCGGGUGUGGUGGGGGCCUCUACAGCACCCUGGAGAGCCACACUGGGUUCGGAUCUGGGGUCGUUGGAGUGUCCAGGAUGGGCUCCAAUCCUAACCACAACCUUGAUACUACCCCUAACACCAACCCCAACCUUCCUAACCCUAACCCUACCCUUCCUAACCCUAACCCUAACCCAAGGGCUGUGAGGAACCAGAUUCUCCGUGACCGGGCAUCGCGGCUAGCGGACGAGCGCAGCGGGAUGAGUACAGAUGAGGAGAGCCAGGAGGUGAUGAGGGGGAGGUACUGGAGCCGCACUGAGAGACGGGAGCACCUCCUACUGGCCCGCGAGCAGAAACAACAACAACAGCAGGCCAGAGGGCAGCAGGCUUACACGAGGCCACGAGCCAAUGGAGGAUCAGGAUCUAUGAGAGAUACAGGGGUCAACACAAGAGGAGGAGCUAUGGGUGGACAGGGGGGAGGAGUUAUCCGAGAAGGAGAGGCUAUGUCUGGAGGGGGAGGGUCUUUGGGAGACGGCCGGUGCAGCACGGUGCUGGAGCUCAGCCAAAAGAAGUUGAGUCGUCUGAGGAACAGGAAGCUGUUAGAUGAUUGGACGACGGUGGAGGAGCUGAUGACUCAUGGGACGAGGCUGGGCACUGGGGAGGAGAUGUCCCUCUGUCCCAGCUCACUACUGACUGUGACUACUGUAUAGUGUGUCUCUGCGUGUAUGUCUGUGUGUUUUUCCACCAUAAAGCACCAUGGACAAUACAUUUGUUUGAGGGUAAGUGUAUGCGUGUGAGUAUAUAAGUGUGUGUCACCAAUGUACAGCACCUCUGACAAAGUGUAUGUGUCAGACCUUCUUACUGACUACUGCAACGCACUGCAAGUGUCUAUCUAUUACAAUCUGUGUGUCUGUGUGAGAGAGGAUCGGUCUGUGUGUGUGUGUGUCUGCACCAUGUAUGGCUACCUCAUGCUCAUGGGGUUUGUGAAUCAAUUUGAAACAAUAUAAUAUCAUGUCAUUUUGUUGAUUUUAUCUUUGGGUGUCUUUUGAGUGCAAAAAUGCUGCCUGGUGACAUUGAUGAAACUCUUACAUUUGGACUUUUAUGCCUCAACUAAAGUUGUGAUUGAGAUUUCUAAAAGCAAUACUGCAUUGUAAGAGAAUCCACCAGAAAAGAGCAGCUUACUGGAGAGGAGAUGCCACAACAAAGCUAGUGGAGAACUUUGUGGAUUGAUAACCACCCUACACAAUCAAUGUGUUUUUGUAACAGCGAUCCCAUUGACAGUCUGAAAGGGGAAUGGUGCUGCAGUAGAAGAUUUUGCUACCGGAUGUGAUCGUGCUCAAACUACCUGGUACCCUUGUUUGCACAACAACUAACGCAACCCAUCCUAUCAUUGGAAUGAUGUUUACAUUGCCUGUCUAUUGAGGCAUUCAUUCUGUAUUCUGAAGUGGUUGUUCCAGAGAUAGGUACUGCAGAGUAGAUGGUGUAGGCUGAGCUGGCCAGGGGUUAGUGGUUUGUUGCUAGAGGUCUCUGGAGGUCAGGGCUGUUGUUGUUUAGUACAUAUUCAUUAGGGAACGUACGGAACAACGCCAGGGUACAACGCUAGGGUACAACGCUCGGGUACAACGCUAGGGUACAACGCUCGGGUACAACGCUAGGGUACAACGCUCGGGUACAAAGCUCGGGUACAACGCUAGGGUACAACGCUAGGGUACAACGCUCGGGUACAACGCUCGGGUACAACGCUCGGGUACAAUGCUCGGGUUCAACACUGGUGGUGUGGUGUCAAGCUCUAAUGUCUGUCACAUUUUGUUUCUCACUUAAUUGAUCAAUAGAUAGGGGUCAGAUGUCAAAUUGGCUUAUGACAGGGUUAUACAGGAUUAUGUCAGGGUUAUGUUCGCUUAUGUCAGGGUUAUGCAGGCUUAUGUCAGGGCUAUGCAGCAAAUGUUAACUAAAGUCACUGUGGUAGGUACUACUCAUACUAUCAUUGAUAACUGAAAUGAAAGGUGUGAUCAGAGGUGGGAUUUGCUUUUUGUGUAGCGUUAUCAGCACUCAUCAUUACUGAGGCUACAGGAUCACACACCUUAAUGCACUGUAUGUGUUUCUCACUCAGCGUGCAUGUGAUUCUUACACACACAGCAAGUAGGACUCACACCUGUCUGGUGUGGAGCUGAGAGAGGCAGAAGAAAGAAGAAAGGAACAACAGAGAGAGAGAUAUAUAUAUAUAUAUAUAUAUAUAUAUAUAUAUAUACAGUUGAAGUUGGAAAUUUAC
Oncorhynchus tshawytscha (Chinook salmon) is the source of this 4318-nucleotide messenger RNA. RefSeq lists its product as uncharacterized. The transcript has 6 exons. Lineage: Eukaryota; Metazoa; Chordata; Actinopteri; Salmoniformes; Salmonidae. Bases 300 to 2759 code for a protein of 819 amino acids. The record is from RefSeq and is a predicted model, not a curated record.